AUGGCGAAUACACCAUCGAUCCACAUUCCCUACCCAUAUGAGACGCUGAAGUCAGGUGAGAUCCGUCUCCUCAAGAUACUUCCUGGGUCUCAGCCCGAUAGAAUCAAAUGCAAACUCAUCUCGGAAUAUCUUGAAUCCAAGCCCAGCUAUGACGCUCUGUCUUAUUCUUGGGGCAGUAGCAAAGAUCAGCAUCAUGAUAUCUGGAUUGAUGGUUUUUCGGCGCGUGUACGAGAUAAUUUGUACGAUUCACUCUUGUCACUCCGGAGGAAGUGCCACGAACGGGUGCUUUGGGUUGACGCGAUCUCUAUCAAUCAAUCAAACGACAAAGAGCGCAGUUCGCAGAUUCCUCGCAUGGGCGAGAUCUAUGAACAAGCCGACAAAGUGUUCAUCUACAUUGGUGCAAAAUCAAACAAUAGCCGUCAGGCUUUCUCCUUCGUCAGAGAGAUCUACAAAUUGAUGUGUCCUUAUGGCCCAGAGAACGACCCAGAGUUGCGGAAGUACACUUUGUUGAAUUUCAUCAACGACCCACAGAAUCUGCACAAGUGGUGGGCUCUUGAUGAUCUUUGUAAGAGAAGAUACUGGAAAAGACGAUGGAUCAUCCAAGAGAUCGCACUCGCGUCCCGACGCAGAAUACAAUGUGGAGAAGACUAUCUGGAUUGGGAACCUUUCGAGGCAGUCUGUCAGGAGAUCGAGAAACUUCCCAAGCCGAACGAUCGUGACCAGCCAUUUCCGAGCGCUGUUGAUUCCAUCCGAGAAAGUCUCGCAACAAGACACGCAUCACUUCGAAGCCAAGGUCGAAGAACAUUCAGUCUACAGUUUCUUCUGGAAGCCUUUGAGCAUUCCCGAUGCAAGGAGCCUCGAGACAAGAUUUACGCAGUUCUAGCACUUGCCGACCUCUCGUCACCUGAACCUCUCAUUGCCAACUACGAGAAGCCUCUACUUGAAGUUUACGUGGAUGUCACUUGGUUCCUCGCACGGAACUAUGAGUCCAAAACACCACUUGGAACUCGACAUCUCGGUUUUUCAAAGUCCAUUGUGCGGGCUAGCCAGGCUGUUCAACGAAACCUUGGAGAUGUUUCCCUAAACAUCAAGCAAGACGUCUUGGAAGCAAUAUCAGCAUCUCUCUCCAUCCCACGGUCCAUGGCUGCUGGAGUAAUUCUGAUCAAAGGACUUCUAGGCGGAGUCCUCACUCAUACCCAUCCGUACACCAAAGACACAUCAAUCCCAAAUGUCGCAGAUACAUUCCGAAAACUUCCUUCAUAUCACUGCAGACCGAGGAAAACACUCAAGAGGACAACGAUUCUCCAACAUGGUGUAGAUGGAUUCGACGAGGAUGAUCAGAAGAGAGUCGUUUCCUUCAACAGUCGAAUCUCCUACGGCAUGCGAGGCUGGUCUCCAGCACAGUAUGAACCUCGCGACGAAGAACAAGUGAGCGAUGGAGGAUUCAUUCCCGAAGCUCACGGACGCAACGUCAAGAGACGAAACAGUAUCGAAGUGAAGGCAGGCGAGUUCAAGGUUUUCCUCGAGAAGUCCGGGCUCAUGGGUAUUGCUCCCGCUGAAGCGAAAGAAGGAGACUUCACUUGCCAUUUCUUGAACUGUGAUGCCGCUGCAAUUAUUCGUCGCCAAGGCGACAAGUACUUUUUUGUUGGGAGGACUCUGAUAUUCAAUCGAGAAGGAUGCAGCUCGAUGCGGCUCAAUGAAUGGUCGACAAAGAAUUUCAAGUAUUUUGUUCCGAAUGAGGAAGAGUUACCGGCAUGUACCAAUAGCAUAAGCUUUUACGUCGAUGUUGCAACGUUGCAGUUAUUGACUAGAUAA
Molecule: messenger RNA, 1815 nt
Organism: Cadophora gregata
Lineage: Eukaryota; Fungi; Ascomycota; Leotiomycetes; Helotiales; Ploettnerulaceae
Exons: 1
Coding region: 1-1815 (604 amino acids)
Source: RefSeq, a predicted model, not a curated record